This is a messenger RNA of Cotesia congregata, 579 nucleotides long. The record is from the annotation of a GenBank genome assembly. NCBI's taxonomy places the organism in Eukaryota, Metazoa, Arthropoda, Insecta, Hymenoptera, Braconidae.
AUGAGGAUACAACAUUACACGGAAGCGUUAGACAUCAACUUCCCACCUAUUGCACUAAGAAACCUAGGACAUUCUCCCCCAUGGCAAGAAUUUAUCACCAACAUGGAUCUAAGUAUGUGCGAGCACAACAAACCUACCACUCUACCCUCAACAUUUAGAACUCUUUUUCUUGCUAUCCAAGAAAAAUACAAUAAUUAUGAUGAGUAUUAUACUGAUGGCUCGGUCACUGCCAAUCACUCUGGAUUCACUGUCGUUACCAAUACAAACACUGUUAAUUCAAGCCGCAUGCAUAACAUGUGUUCAAUAUGGAUGUGUGAAGUAACUGCUAUAAUCUAUGCGUUGAAAUCCAUUAUUAAAAAACACGAAAAAUCCAACAACUAUAUCAUCACAAGACUACGAAUAGGCCACACCAAUCUCACGCAUGUCCACCUAAUCACUAAAAGCGAACCGGAAGUCUGCCCAAAAUGUCAAGAAACAGUAACCAUCAAACACCUCCUAAACGAGUGCAAUAACCUCAGGCUAGAAAGAAGCGAAGUCAGCCUCUCGAACAACAUAAAAAUCCUACUUAAUGACCAGGAA